Ciona intestinalis (vase tunicate) is the source of this 1481-nucleotide messenger RNA. Lineage: Eukaryota; Metazoa; Chordata; Ascidiacea; Phlebobranchia; Cionidae. The record is from RefSeq and is a predicted model, not a curated record.
AUAUCUGUAUACAUAUUUAGCUUUACUUGCAUAGACCCUACAUAGUAAUAACCAUGAGGUGCAUACCAUGGUUGUUGGUUGUUGCGUUGAUUGUUAACCUUACAUCAGCAGCAAGACGACCAAACCAACCAAUCACAUCGUGUCCAUCACCAUGCGUGUGUGAAAGUAUUUUCUGUAAAUCCACCCAGAGACGAGGGAAAAUAUUUUGUGCCGGAGUUGCCGCGAGUUGUUUCCAUGCCAACCUUACCUCCUUCCCCCCCGGGGUCGUUGCCAAUGUUACGGGAUUGUUGCUAAGCAACAACUCCAUGACAACGAUCAACUUUGACGAGUUCUCAAAUCUUGCGAAACUCGAAACAUUAUUGGUGGAUAAUAAUCUUAUCCGUGACAUCAUAAUCAACAGUCGAUUCAAGAAGCUACGAAGAUUAAGUUUCAAAAACAACAAGAUCUUUCAUCUUCCACAACGAGGGUUCAAACUAUUGAAGAACUUGGUCGAUCUUAACCUGGAGAUGAAUAGAAUUACUUCGGUACAAGGUAUAAAGUUCCCUCACAAGCUCCGAACACUCAACCUAAACCACAAUCGCAUACGAACCUUAACCAGCGGCUCGUUCAGGAAGUUGAAAGAACUCCAAACAUUGAAGCUGGAAUAUAAUGUUAUUGACUUUAUCAGUAAAACUACUUUCAUACAAGCAACACAACUUAAUGUAUUAUACUUGUCGAACAACAACCUUCGAAUACUCGGAGAGAAUCAAUUUCAGCAACUCCCAAUGUGUUGGUUUAUAUCGUUGGCUGGGAACAACAUACACGAGGUACAUCCGUAUGCGUUUCGCUUGUUUGGGGUAAAGAACAACAACCACCACCAAAUCCACCUGGAAAGCAACGCAUUGAGGUUUAUUGAGGAAGAUAUGUUGGGAUUGUUCAUGUCUGAAGUCAGGAGAGUCCUGUACUCGUUCUACUUUGCGGGCAACCCCAUCUUCUGCGAUUGCAACAUUCAGCUGCUUCGAGAUGACGCGGGUUCUCUACUUCGUGAUCCCCACAAGAUGGUUUGCGAUUCUCCGAGGAAUUUGAAUCACACAACGUUAGCUGAACUUAAUAUUGAGGAAUGCUGUGUGUGAUGUCAUUAGAUGUAAUUGUGAUGUUAUCAGUUUUGUUUGUGAUGUCAUCAGUCUGCUUGUGAUGUCACCAGUUUGCUUAUGAUGUCAUCAGUCUGAUUGUGAUGUCAUCAGUCUGCUUGUGAUGUCAUCAGCCUGAUUGUGAUGUCAACAAAUGUUAUUGUGAUGCCACCAGAUGUAAUUUUUAUGUUGUUAAUUAUACCACAAGUUACCACGUUUGUAACUUUGGGGUGAUUGUUUUUCUGCAUGGCUGACACAUAUGCCCACAUUGGUAGCAUGGUCGAGCCUCGAACCCGGUAUCAUUUGGUCCAACGACUUGAACCACCAAAUCACCGAAACAUUUGGGGACAUAAAUAUAAUCUGGAGCUUUUA